Messenger RNA from Papilio polytes (common Mormon), 2010 nucleotides. Its product is annotated as esterase FE4-like. Lineage: Eukaryota; Metazoa; Arthropoda; Insecta; Lepidoptera; Papilionidae. The transcript has 3 exons. Bases 272 to 1855 code for a protein of 527 amino acids. The record is from RefSeq and is a predicted model, not a curated record.
GGACAAAUAGACAUUCCAUUUCCAGUGAUUUCUAGGCUUUACAUAUCUUCUAUUUCACACAUACAAGGAUAAUUUGGGAACAAACAAUUAAAUUAAGAUUUUCGUCAUAUCAUAGAAGCAUAAAAUUUACAAUUAUAAUAUUCGUCUAAUUUAUUCGAUCACGAAAACGGAAAAACAAUCUGAGUUCCAGAAAAAAAUAUUUUUGUCAUCCUUAAAAUAUAUUACAAAAGUAAAAGGAAAUUAAAAAUACAUUGACAUUUAGGUAUUUAAAAUGUCUGCACCAGAAGUUACGGUGACCGACGGUAAAUUGAGGGGAAAAGUUUGUCAAAGUUUAAAUGGAGUAAAGUUUUAUACAUAUAAGGGAAUACCUUACGCUAAACCACCUGUAGGCGAGUUAAGGUUUUGUAUUCCCGAACCACCAGAGCCUUGGGAAGGUGUGAAAGAUGCAACAAAGGACUGUAACAUUUGUGCACAAUAUGAUAGGGCCACUGGAACAGUUAUUGGUGAUGAAGAUUGUCUUUACUUGAAUGUGUACACACCGCAUCUUCCUGAGGAAGGUCCCAAGCUCCCAGUGAUGGUGUUCAUACACGGAGGUGGAUUUCUAUUUGGUAAUGGUACUGAUGAUUCAUUACAUGGUCCAGACUAUUUGAUUGAAAAAGAAGUUGUUGUAGUCAGUUUGAAUUAUAGAUUAGGCAUACUGGGAUUCUUAUCCUUGGGCCAAAAAUGUGCUAGUGGUAAUAUGGGCUUAAAAGAUCAGGUAUUAGCACUUAAAUGGGUACAAAAUAAUAUAGCUCAGUUUGGUGGUGAUCCAAAAAAUGUGACUAUAUUUGGAGUAAGUGCUGGUGGAGCAUCUGUUGAAUAUCUGCUUUUGUCUCCUACAACCAAGGGUUUAUUCCACAAAGCUAUUGCCCAAUCUGGUUCAACUCUUCUGCCCUGGGCACAAAAUAAUGCAAUUGAAAAAUUGGCCUACAAAAUACCAAUGAUUAAGAAGAUGUUUCCACAAAACAAUGAUGAUUUGUUGAAAUGUUUAAAGGAAAUGCCCAUAAAAGAAUUAAUACAAUCUUCUAUGAUCGCUCUUGCAAUGGGUAGUCACCGUGGAGGAAUUACCUUUGGCUUUGUACCCACUAUAGAAAAAUCCGAAGACUGGGAACAGUUUGUAAAUAAAUCCACUUAUGAUAUGUUAUCCAAUAGUGAGUUUGCUAAAGUCCCCUUUAUGAGUGGAUUCUGUACACGUGAAGGACUUGUAAUGAUUCCAUUUAAUCCUCAGAAAAUAGAAAAUAUAUCAAAUACUAAAUCAUUUGUAUCGGAACUGCCUUUCAACUUUGAUAGUAUGGAGCAGGAUGAGGUUGAUAAGAAGCUAAAGCAAGUAUAUUUAGAAGAUGAAAAAACACACAAAGAUGUUGAUUAUUAUGCUAUAGAUUUUUUAACUGAUGUAGAUUUUCUUGGGGGUGUGUAUGUUGCGACUUCAUUGAUUGCUAAGAAUAAUUCCCCUGUGUAUUUCUAUGAGUUUUCCUACGAUGGUAAUUUGAAUUACUUUAAGAAGACUAGAAACAUUGAUAGAGAAGGAGCUUGUCAUGGCGAUGAUGGUGGUUAUUUGAUUAAAUGUGAUAUUUUUAAGGAAGAUGAAAUUACUGAAACUGAUAAAUUGGUACGCAAUAGAAUGUGCACUAUGUGGACGAAUUUCGCUAAAUUCGGCGAUCCAACACCAAAAGUGGAUGACAUUAUCACUAUGAAGUGGGAACCUGUUACUGAUAAAAUGAAUUACUUAUUCAUUGAUGAUAAACUGACUAUGAAAGAGAAUCCUUACCCGAAAAGAACUAAAUUAUAUGAAGAAUUAUACAAGAAGUACUAUUAAUAAGUACCUAAUUUAUAAUUUUGUACUCAAAAUUCUAUGUGGAUGAAAUUAAUAUAUGGAUAGAAAUUAUACACAUGUUAUGUUCAUAGUUACUGUGUACAUCAUUUUUUUAUGAAAAAUUUAAAUAUAAUAAAGAUAUGUUUAUGAAAUGUUUA